Molecule: messenger RNA, 1560 nt
Organism: Perkinsus marinus ATCC 50983
Lineage: Eukaryota; Perkinsozoa; Perkinsida; Perkinsidae
Exons: 1
Coding region: 1-1560 (519 amino acids)
Source: RefSeq, a predicted model, not a curated record
AUGAGUAUGUCCAUCAUCGGCGUUGCUCUUGUUAUCCCUACUGUGGCCUCAUACAAUAUCCGACAGCUGCAGGUCUCCACACCCAUCCCGACUACAUCGGCUCCUUCGGGGCCCAACACAGCUUGUGAUGAUAUGUGCAGGAGCCUCAACGACGCCGCCUCCUACUGUAAGUGGUGGUUACCGGUACCCGUCUGUCAAGUUGGUGAUCAGCCUUGCAGUGACCAUAGCGUGUGUGAGUCCCAGACUUGGCCACCUCCAGUUGAUCCGACAACUGCUGCCGGGGGCCACCCAUUCCAGUCUGCUCCAUGUGACGCCUAUUGCGUUGGUCUUAACGGCCCAUCUUCAUACUGCAAGUGGUGGAAACCUGAGCCUGUUUGCCAAGGAGGUGAUCAGCGGUGUCGCCCGUCGGAGUGCCCCACUGGUGAUCCUCCUACAACUGCCGCUCCUCCUGACGAUCAUACGGGCCCGAGCGACAACUGUGAUGCUUAUUGCCGAUCGCUGAAUGAUGGUUUAUAUGGCACUAGGAUAUCAUAUUGCAAAUGGUGGCUCCACGUCGCUGUUUGUCAAGAUGGUGAUCAGCCUUGCGGCCCGUCAGUCUGCAGCAGCUUCCCCACAACUACAACAACUACCACCACUGUCUCGACCACAUCAACUCUGUCCACGGCUCCCACCACAGUAGUCUUUACUACUGUUGCCGCUACCACUGUGGCUCCCACUACAGUCUCGCCUACUACAGUGGCCGCUACUACUGCUGCUCCCACUACAGUGGCCGCUACUACAGUGGCCGUUACUACUGCGGCUCCCACUACAGUCUCGCCUACUACAGUGGCCGCCACUACUGUGGCCGCUACUACUGCGGCUCCCACUACAGUCUCGCCUACUACAGUGGCCGUUACUACUGCGGCUCCCACUACAGUGGCCGCUACUACUGUGGCUCCCACUACAGUCUCGCCUACUACUGUGGCCGCUACUACUGCGGCGCCCACUGCAGUCUCGGCUACUACUGUGGCCGCUACUACUGCGGCUCCCACUACAGUGGCCGCUACUACUGCGGCUCCCACUACAGUGGCAGCUACUACUGCGGCUCCCACUACAGUCUCGGCUCCCACUACAGUGGCCGCUACUACUGCGGCUCCCACUACAGUGGCCGCUACUACUGCGGCUCCCACUACAGUCUCGGCUACUACAGUGGGCGCUACUACUGCGGCUCCCACUACAGUCUCGCCUACUACUGUGGCCGCAACUACUGUGGCCGCAACUACUGUGGCCGCUACUACUGCGGCUCCCACUACAGUCUCGCCUACUACUGUGGCCGCUACUACUGCGGCUCCCACUACAGUGGCAGCUACUACUGUUGCUCCCACUACAGUCUCGGCUACUACAGUGGCCGCUACUACUGUGGCUCCCACUAGAGUCUCGCCUACUACAGUGGCAGCUACUACUGUUGCUCCCACUACAGUCUCGCCUACUACAGUGGCCGCUAGUACUGUGGCUCCCACUGGACUCCAGGUCACUACUGUGUCGCCCACUACGGCUCAGGCUACGACUACUUCGAUAUAA